AACAUUCGUGUAUUGGGGCAUUGAUCAAGCCACCAAAAGUUGGUAGUUGCACCAGAUCCCUUUCUCUCUCUCACUGUGACCACUCUUUCUUCCAAAUUAGCUCACUCUCUUCACCUACCCCAAUACCCUUCCUCUUUUAUUCUCCAUUCCAUUCCCUUCAUUCUCUUUAUCCUAUCUAACACAAACCCAUCAUGGAUUUUUUACAAACACCAGAAAAUCAGAUACUUGUUGGUGUUGUUGUGGCUGUUGUAGCCAUUGGUGUUGGUGCUGUCUAUCUCUUUUCAUCUAAAAAGUCCAAAGCUUGCUUGAACCCAGAGCAGUUCAGGGAGUUUAAACUUGUUAAGAAAGCACAGCUGAGCCAUAAUGUUGCAAAAUUCACGUUUGAACUCCCAACACCUACUUCUGUUUUGGGACUUCCAAUUGGACAACACAUAAGUUGCAGGGGUAAGGAUGCUCAAGGUGAUGAGGUUAUCAAACCAUAUACUCCUACAACUUUGGAUUCUGAUGUUGGACAUUUUGAACUAGUUAUCAAGAUGUACCCUCAAGGAAGGAUGUCACACCAUUUCCGUGAGAUGCGUGUUGGUGACUCUCUUGCUGUGAAAGGACCAAAGGGACGUUUCAAGUACCAACCGGGUGAGGUUAGAGCAUUUGGAAUGCUUGCCGGAGGGUCUGGAAUCACUCCAAUGUUCCAAGUAGCUAGAGCUAUAUUAGAAAACCCAAGCGACAAGACCAAGGUGCAUCUUAUCUAUGCCAAUGUUACAUAUGAGGACAUUCUUUUGAAGGAAGAACUUGAUGGCCUUGCUAGUAACUAUCCGGACCGAUUCAAAAUAUACUAUGUGUUAAAUCAGCCUCCUGAGAUAUGGGAUGGCGGCGUUGGAUUUGUAUCAAAGGAGAUGAUUCAAGCACAUUUGCCUCCUCCAGCACAAGAUAUUAAGAUUCUGAGAUGUGGCCCGCCACCAAUGAACAAGGCAAUGGCUGCUCACCUUGAAUCCCUGGAAUAUGCUCCUGAGUCGCAGUUCCAGUUUUGAUCGUCUUCAUUCAGCAUGGUGCUUCAUUCAGCACGGUGCUUAACAUUGCAUUUCACGGCCUUAGCUAUUUAAGAAACUGAUUGCAAAUUAUUUUUCUUUUGGUUAAGAGUCUAGGAAACAUUGGAUCUACUGUGCAUUUAGUUUCACAACUUUAUUGAGUUUUGAAGUCUGAAAUAAUUGCUUUUUUCAUUUGAUAAUGAGAUAUUGAGAUUGAUACA
Messenger RNA from Trifolium pratense (red clover), 1246 nucleotides. Its product is annotated as NADH--cytochrome b5 reductase 1. The coding region runs from base 192 to 1028 and encodes 278 amino acids. The record is from RefSeq and is a predicted model, not a curated record. The transcript has 9 exons. Gene Ontology annotation, molecular function: cytochrome-b5 reductase activity, acting on NAD(P)H. NCBI's taxonomy places the organism in Eukaryota, Viridiplantae, Streptophyta, Magnoliopsida, Fabales, Fabaceae. Gene Ontology annotation, biological process: electron transport chain.